Lepisosteus oculatus (spotted gar) is the source of this 961-nucleotide messenger RNA. It is a transcript of the gene timm10b, whose product is annotated as translocase of inner mitochondrial membrane 10 homolog B (yeast). Gene Ontology annotation, cellular component: mitochondrial intermembrane space chaperone complex. Lineage: Eukaryota; Metazoa; Chordata; Actinopteri; Semionotiformes; Lepisosteidae. The record is from RefSeq and is a predicted model, not a curated record.
UCUAGUAGGUGGAGUUUAGGAUUAAAAUGGCUGCGCCCAUGUCAAAGUCAUGUUAGAUGUUGCUACUUCGGUAAAUUAAAAUUCUUUAUAGAAAUGUUUGGAAGAAGGCGCCCCAUGCUUUAUUUGUAAUGCUUUUAGAGCUAUCAAUUUUGAACGAAUUAACCUGAGCAGUAGCCAAACGAAAUAGACUACUUUUCCUGAGGAGUUCACAUUUUCUGAUCUUAUUUAUUUUUGUGGAUUAAAAUAAUCGUAUUUCUUUUUAAAAACAACUUAUUAGUAUUCUUUGAGGUUUGGAACAUACAGUAUCAUGGAUCACGAUCAACAACUACGCAAUCUACGGGAUUUUCUCCUUGUCUAUAACAAGAUGACAGAAAUCUGCUUCCAGCGUUGCACAAGUAAUUUGAACUACAGGACACUCACAAUGGAUGAGGAGCGCUGUCUGGACAGCUGUGCUGGCAAGCUGAUUCGCUCCAAUCACCGCCUCAUGGGAGCCUACCUUCAGGUGAUGCCCGGUAUCGUGCAGCGGAGAGUGUCGGAAUACGAGACCAAGGCGAAAGAGAUGGCACAAGCUUCUGAGGCAGCCUCCCUUCCUGAUCCGAGUGCCCCUCAGCCUGUUGAGGGCACCUUCUUUCCAGGACAGGGUAAUGCAGACACAUCCACUGACAGUGCCCAGCAGAGCCCUGGUCUAUAGCCUGUGUGGAGACACUUAGAGACAAUCCAGUGUCAACAGUGGAUCACAAUGGCCUGCUGGGCAAGGCUGAGAAAGACAGGGGGUUCAGAAGAGCAGCUCUGCUUCUCUGGAACCCAACUCCUCCAGAUGGGUGCAGAAUGUUGGCCAGUAUGACUGUUGAAGCAGAGGAAGCUGUCCCAUUUUUGGUGAUCUUCAGAUUAACAUGACAUGUGGUUUAUUUGUGAGUUAAUUUUAGAGUUGUUUUUUUUAUUAAAAAACCCAAAAGUGAAA